Scomber japonicus (chub mackerel) is the source of this 874-nucleotide messenger RNA. RefSeq names its product 5-hydroxytryptamine (serotonin) receptor 3B (gene htr3b). The transcript has 7 exons. Gene Ontology annotation, biological process: signal transduction; chemical synaptic transmission; monoatomic ion transmembrane transport. The annotation marks the transcript as partial. Gene Ontology annotation, cellular component: neuron projection; synapse; postsynaptic membrane. The record is from RefSeq and is a predicted model, not a curated record. NCBI's taxonomy places the organism in Eukaryota, Metazoa, Chordata, Actinopteri, Scombriformes, Scombridae. Gene Ontology annotation, molecular function: transmembrane signaling receptor activity; extracellular ligand-gated monoatomic ion channel activity; neurotransmitter receptor activity.
AUGCUGUUAUUCUCAGUCCUUGUGGCUGAAUGUUCGCCGGUGAAGCCGAAGAGAUCAGCUCUGAACCAGCUGACCAGAACUCUGCUGAGGAAAUACGACUGUGGGGUUCGACCCGUUCACAACUGGACCAGUCCCACCACCAUCCACAUCGACUUCAUACUGCAGUCUGUCCUCGAUGUGGAUGGAAAGACUCAGAGCAUUACUACAAGUAUCUGGUACAGACAGGUGUGGACUGAUGAGUUCCUGGUUUGGGAUCCCGAGGAGUUCGACGGCAUCAAUGAGAUCUCCCUGUCAUCCGACGCCAUCUGGAUACCUGAUGUCAUCAUUAGUGAGCUAGUGAAUGAGGGGAGGUCGGUUGAGAUCCCGUACGUCUACGUGAACUCUUCGGGCUCGGUGAGGAACUACCGGCCCAUGCAGGUGGUGCUGGCCUGCAGCCUGGAGAUGUACGCCUUCCCCUUCGACAAGCAGAACUGCAGCCUCACCUUUCGGAGCUGGCUUCACUCAGUGAAGGAAAUUGACCUGGCUCUGUGGAGGAGUGCAGAGGCCAUCGCUAAUGAUAAGAGGGAGUUCAUGAAUGACGGAGAAUGGGAGCUGCUGUCCAUUCCUUCACACUACUGGCACAUGCACCAAGACGACACCGGCUACGCCCACAUCCAGUUCAAUGUGUUGAUCCGCCGGCGCCCCCUGCUGUACGUGGUGGGUCUCCUCAUCCCCAGCAUCUUCCUCAUGUUGGUGGAUGUGAGCAGCUUCUAUCUGCCUCUGGACAGCGGCACACGCAUCGCCUUUAAGAUCAGCAUCCUGCUCGGCUACACGCUGUUCAGAGUCAACAUGAUGGACGAGUUUCCUGCCACUGCUGUCAGGACGCCUCUCAUAG